Penicillium roqueforti is the source of this 1110-nucleotide messenger RNA. RefSeq lists its product as uncharacterized. The coding region runs from base 1 to 1110 and encodes 369 amino acids. The record is from RefSeq and is a predicted model, not a curated record. The transcript is spliced from 2 exons. NCBI's taxonomy places the organism in Eukaryota, Fungi, Ascomycota, Eurotiomycetes, Eurotiales, Aspergillaceae. Gene Ontology annotation, molecular function: 2 iron, 2 sulfur cluster binding; iron ion binding.
AUGUCCUUCCUAAGGAACUACUUCGGUACCUCCGCUGUCCCGGCGAAGGAAGAGAAGAAGCCCAUCCGUGCCUUGCCCGCCUCCUGGUACACAUCGCCGGAGAUGUACGAGCUCGAACGACGCUCCAUCUUCUCCCGAAAGUGGCUUCUCACCACACACAAGCACCGAGUCCCCAAGAACGGCGACAGUAUCACAUAUGACGCCGCGGGCUACGAGUUCGUCGUCGCCAAAGACAACAACGGUAACAUCAUUGCAUACCACAGCAACGACCUCUUCCCCGCGCAUGUGCACAUCGAUCUAAACGGAUUCGUCUGGGUGAACCUGGAUGCCAGCGAAACCCCUGAGGUCGCCUGGAAAGACGACUUCGAGGGCGUCGAUGAGCAGCCCCGGUUCAAGCAAUACAACUUCGAGGACUACUCCUUCGAUCACACUUGGGAUAUGGCGGGCGAUUUCAACUGGAAGAUCCUGGCAGACAACUACAACGAGUGCUACCACUGCCAGGUCGCGCACCCCGACAUCCCUACCAUCGCCGAUCUCAACUCCUACUAUGUCAAGACCAAGGACGGCCACAUCCAGCACUACGGCGCCCAGCGACCUGACCAGGUGGCCAAGGGUUUCAACAUUGCAGUUACCUACUUCUGGCCGAACGCUUCUUUCAAUAUCUCUCCCAAUUUCUUCUUCAUGCAGCGAUUCACCCCGACCAGCCCGACUCAAUGUGUAAUGCGCUACGAGGUCUACCGUCACAAGGACGCCACCGACGAGAACUUCAACCUCAUCAGCGACAUCUACAAGCGCAUCAUGUCGGAGGACAAGUACCUGUGCAUGCACACGCAGAAGAACCUCAACACUGGUGUCUUUGUCAACGGCCAGCUUCACCCCGAGAUGGAGAAGGGUCCACUUCAUUUCCAGAAGACUGUUCGUGAUGUUGUUACGGAACACUUUGCUAAGGAGGAGGCUGCGGGUCAUCAGAUCUGGCCUGCGAAGCAUGAUCUUCCUGUCGGCCAGGAGCAGGAUAAUGCUUUCCGUACUGGUGUGUCUGACUACAAGGUCGAUACUUUCAAGAACUCUAUGGGUUCUGGGCUCUCUACGGUAACGGCGAUUGCUGUAUAG